Rubroshorea leprosula is the source of this 744-nucleotide messenger RNA. The record is from the annotation of a GenBank genome assembly. Lineage: Eukaryota; Viridiplantae; Streptophyta; Magnoliopsida; Malvales; Dipterocarpaceae.
GAAGACUUAUGAGAAUGCUUUUGUUUGUGUUUUUUAUUUGAGUAUCAAGAUGGCAAGAGCAAUCCGUGGUGUUAUUCGUGCUGUGGCUAUAUGUUGCUUAGCACUUCUUGCUUCUGCACAGAUAACUUUUCCUCCUGAAGUGAAAGCAUUAAGAGCUAUUCGUGAUAAGCUUCAAGAUCCAAGCAAUAACCUUAAUUGGACAAAAAGCAAUGAUCCAUGCACAUCCAACUGGACUGGUGUUAUCUGCUACAUUGAUCAAAGUGAUGGUUAUCCACAUGUUGAAGAAUUGUAUGACUAUCUAUUCAGUGUUCCAGUUAUUCUGAUUAAUUUCUAUAUAGCUUCUUGAUAUUGCCUUUUUUAUUUCCUCACUAGUAGGUAUGUCUCCAUGAUACAACACAAUGUCUAGUUUCCCUCCUUUUGGUUAUUUCCAUUCGCAUUCUCCUUCAAAUAAAAUAAAGAUCUAUAUGUUACUUGAUUAAUGUUAUGUUUAAUGCCAAGAGUUAGAAUCAGUUACUCAAUUUUGUUGUUGCAGUAAUGUCCGGCGUAAUAUUUCCUGUUCUUUAACUUCUGAUCCAUCUCAUGAUGUAGACGGAUGUUAAAAUUGAAUCUGUUUGGAGAACUAGCUCCUGAGCUUGGUGAACUGUCUUUUAUGACAAUAUUGUAAGUUGUCUUUUUAACACCAAACACCAACGAUUGUUUUGAUGGAUAUGGAUAUUUUGUAUCAAAUAAAGUUUUCAUUCAAUC